UUCAUUACGAAGUAGAAAUUCACGACACAGAAAAACUCAUCUUAAGCCGUCUUGAUGAAACAUAUAUAGGUAAGCGUGCUAUGGUACUCCAUGUAGGAUGUAGGUAUUUGCUAUAAUUCUUUGACUCUCUUGUUGUGUUUUAUUUGCUACACGUCGUCGACCAUGUCGUCUGUUUCCUCGCACGCAGGGCCCACCGGCCCUGUCGCCAAACAAUCUUUCUUCCGCUCGGUGCCCUUUCAAAUCCUCGUUGCGUGCGGUGUCUCCUUCACCGCGCCAGGCAUGUGGGAUGCGCUCGGCGGGCUAGGAGCCGGCGGAGCCGCAGAGCCCUACGCCGUAUCCGCCGCCAACGCGCUGGUCUACGGGCUCUUCGCCAUCGUCUGCGUCGCCGCCGGCGCCAUCAACAACCGCAUCGGGCUGCCGUACGGGCUGGCCAUCGGCGCCAUCGGCUACCCGCUGUACGGCGCGGGCCUGUACACCAACAACAUCAGCGCCAACACGUGGUUCAUGCUCUUCGGCAGCGCGCUGUGCGGCAUCUCAGCCGGCUUCUUCUGGGCCGCAGAAGCAGCCAUCAUCAUCGGGUACCCCUCCCCUGGCGACCGCGCUUUCUACCUCGCCGUCUGGCAGACAGCAAAAGCAUCCGGCCCCAUCGUCGGCGGCGCAAUAAACCUCGGCCUCAACGCAAACCGCCGCACAACCGGCAGCGUCUCCCCCUCCACAUACAUAGUCUUCAUCGUAAUCAUGUGCCUGGGCCUUCCCAUCGCGCUCCUUCUCUCCCCCGCGCGCAAAGUCUGGCGCAAAGACGGAACCCGCAUCACCACCCACCAAGCCGCUACCUGGGGUGCGGAAUUCCGCGCCGUAGCAUCCCUCUUCCUCUCCCGACGCAUCCUUCUCCUCCUCCCCGCUUUCUUCAUAAGCUACUUCUACAACGGCUUCACCAGCACCUGGCUCACGACCUACUUCACCGUGCGCGCCCGCGCUUUCAGCUCCUUCCUCACUAACUUCGCCGGCAUCUUUAGCUCCUUCCUGAUCGCCGCACUACUGGACCGGCAGAGCAUGCACAUCCAGACGCGGGGUCGGGUGGCAUUUUGCUGCAUCAUCACUAUCUUGAUAGGGACGUGGAUCUGGGCGAGCGUGCUGCAGAAGGAGUUCUAUGCCCGGGGGGAGGCGCCGGUGUUUGAUUGGUUUACAGCCGGGUUCGGGAAGAGCUAUGCGUUGGUUUUCUUCUGGCAGUUUGGCGGGCAGGCGUUUCAGCAGUUUCUGUAUUGGCUGGUUGGGCAGUAUGCGACGGAUUUGAGUCAUUUGAGUUAUUUGACGGGGAUUCUGAGGGGGGUGGAGGCCCUGGGGCAGACGGUGGCUUGGGCGUGAGUUUUUCUUUCCCUGUUCUUCUUCUUGUUCUUCUUUUUUUCUGGGCGCUUUGAUGGCUGGUGUUGUGGCUUGCUAACGAUUUACAGGAUGCAAUCCGAAGGCAACGCGAACCACUUUGUUAGUAUCGGGAUCAACUUCGGCUUCACGGUGCUGUGUAUUUUGCCGACGUGGAUUGUGCUCUCGGAGCUUGAGGGG
Molecule: messenger RNA, 1560 nt
Organism: Dothidotthia symphoricarpi CBS 119687
Lineage: Eukaryota; Fungi; Ascomycota; Dothideomycetes; Pleosporales; Dothidotthiaceae
Product: MFS general substrate transporter
Exons: 1
Coding region: 163-1365 (400 amino acids)
Biological process (GO): transmembrane transport
Molecular function (GO): transmembrane transporter activity
Source: RefSeq, a predicted model, not a curated record